AGUCUGGAUCACUGCUCACUGAGGGAAGUCCUGUUUUAAUAGCAGAAAGCAACAGUUUGCCGAGCUGGUUGCCUCUUUGUGGAUAUCUAUCUUCCACCAGUCUUCCCCUUUUGAAGAGCACAGCAGCACAGUUUGGUGGAGUAAAGAUGUCUCUCCCGUUGGCAGUGGUCAUAUGUCUGUCAGCUAUCCAGCUGUGUUUGGGAGAUCAGCCUGUGGAGGAAGUCAUCCCAACAAAAAAAGUUCCUCUCCUCGGCGGCUGGUUUGAAAGGAGUGUAGACUCAGCUGAGGUUCAGGAGGCAACUCAACAUGCAGUGAAGAUGUUCAACUCAAACUCCAAAGGCAGGAAGAUGUUCAAACUGGUCUCCAUCACUGCUGCCCAAUCUCAGGUGACCAAUGUGAUCAACUACAAGAUCGAUGCAGUCUUGGGAAAAACCAAGUGUCUCAAGGCUGAAAACCACGAAUUGAACAGCUGCAGUCUUGAGAAAAAGCAAGUGAAUUGCCACUUUGUGGUGACUUUCAACCCCCGCAACAACAAACAUGAGCUGCAGCACAACAAAUGCAUGAAAAUUGUGAACAAGCCAACUGAGGAGAACAAGAAUUAACUUUUGGCUCGAUUACUUUUGACUACCUUACUGCAUUUUGAUACAAUGUUGAUGUUUUUUUCUGAGUAAAUAUUUUGCAGCCAAUUUUAAUACCGGACAUGUGAUUUAGUUGAACAUGGACAACUUGUAACAAUGACUUUAUCUCAGCCUCAAUAAAUAAAACGUUUGUAAAA
Molecule: messenger RNA, 775 nt
Organism: Centropristis striata (black sea bass)
Lineage: Eukaryota; Metazoa; Chordata; Actinopteri; Perciformes; Serranidae
Exons: 5
Coding region: 147-602 (151 amino acids)
Molecular function (GO): cysteine-type endopeptidase inhibitor activity
Source: RefSeq, a predicted model, not a curated record